Molecule: messenger RNA, 1091 nt
Organism: Andrographis paniculata
Lineage: Eukaryota; Viridiplantae; Streptophyta; Magnoliopsida; Lamiales; Acanthaceae
Product: tropinone reductase homolog At2g29260, chloroplastic-like
Exons: 5
Coding region: 1-897 (298 amino acids)
Molecular function (GO): oxidoreductase activity
Source: RefSeq, a predicted model, not a curated record
AUGUCUGCGGUCGUAUGCUCUGUUCUUCUGCCGAAGCUCAGCUCCGUCAAACCCUCGUCGUUAGCUGAGCGCUCAAUCGGCAGCUAUCGCUUCAAGGUCACUGCCUCUGCGGCGGCCUCCUCGCGCUGGUCGCUCGAAGGUUCUGCCGCCCUCGUUACCGGCGGCACCAGAGGCAUUGGGCAUGCCACUGUAAAGGAGUUGGCAGGGCUUGGGGCUGCCGUGCAUACUUGUGCAAGAGACAAAGAUGAGUUGGAGAAAUGUUUGAGGAGUUGGGAGGCUGAGGGUUUUAGGGUCACUGUUUCACAGUGUGAUGUAUCCUCUUAUGCAGACCGUGAAAAGUUACUGGAUUCUGUAUCCUCUGUAUUCAGUGGGAAGCUCAACAUUCUCGUGAACAAUGUUGGGACAAACAUUCGCAAGCCUAUGGUUGAUUUUACACGCCAAGAGUUUUCCACUCUAAUGGGAACAAAUUUCGAAUCUGCGUUUCACAUGUGCCAACUUGCAUACCCUCUUUUGAAAGCCUCGGGCGCAGGCAGCACAGUGUUCACCUCUUCAGUCUCUGGUUUUGUAUCAUUAAAGAAUAUGUCUGUCCAUGGAGCAUCCAAAGGGGCCAUCAAUCAACUUACCAGAAAUUUAGCAUGCGAGUGGGCAUCGGAUGGCAUCAGGGUUAAUGCUGUGGCACCAUGGUAUAUCAAAACCUCCAUGGUCAAACAAGUACUGAGCAAUGAGGAAUACUUGGAGCAAGUAUACGACAGAACUCCAAUGCGACGACUUGGAGAUCCAGCAGAAGUGUCAUCUGUAGUGGCAUUCCUUUGUUUGCCUGCUUCGUCGUUCAUCACUGGUCAAGUCAUCUGUGUUGAUGGUGGGAUGUCUGUAAAUGGUUUCCAUCCGACUGACUGAGAGAGGUGCGAUCGAUCUUUAAACCUCGACCCAAGUUUAGUAUAAAAUCCAGUACUCUAGAGGUGAUGAUCAAACCAAACCUUGGUCUAAAGCAAGAUUUAACUCACUUCAUUGCUUGUUUUUCUAAUUGUGCUGCAGACGUGACUGAUUCUGUGUUGUAUCAAAACAAAACUUUUUAAAAGUUCUUCAUUUUG